AUGGAGCCUUCGAGUAAAAAGCGGAAGUUGGCUCCUAAGGUCAACACGACUCCUAGCAAGCCGCCGCCGCCAACACAAUUCCCUCACGAAUCGGUCAGCUUUGUUUUCCAGCUUUCCGCGUCUCAGGAGGCUGCAGCUCCUCUUUCCGAAAGACAUGACUUUGAGUCUUUUGCGCGCCAUCUACAGGAUGCUGCUAUGCUGAUCCAGAGACAGACUGAACGUCACCCAUACACUGACGUUUCUGUGUUACUAUUAAGGUGGGAAGAAGACAAGUCUGUCGACGAAGACCUGGCUGCGCUCGAGCAAGUGUUCCAGAAGCACUACAAAUACCGAACUGAGCGAUGGCACAUUCCCACGGUACCGAACCCUAGUAUAAAGCUCGGAGUUCAGAUUGCUUCUUUUCUCGAGAAUGCACGAGCCAAUCAUCUUCUCAUUAUCUACUAUGCUGGCCAGGGCUACGUAAGCUCUGAUGGCCAGCUUUUCUGGGCUUGUAAUGCACGAGAAGAUGCGGCAAAACUCAAGUGGGAUGGCGUCCGUUGCCUGUUCGAGGAUGCCCAGUCCGAUAUCCUCUUGUUGCUGGACACAUGCGCGUUACCGGACCCCCCCAUGGCUGGUAGUCACGGCGUUAAGCAAGCCAUAGCAGCCUGCACAUCCGACCGUAGCCCAGACAGCUCAGAACGCUCCUUUACGUCAAAUUUGGUUGAGGCUUUACAAAAGCUCAGUAGUGGGCGCCCCUUUACUACACAGAAGCUCCACGAGGAACUGUUAUCGCUGAAGCAGCAGCAGCAACUGGUUCAGACUCCCCGACAAACGAAUGGCAGCACCUCGAAUACACAUUCGUCCUCUCACCACCCGGCUUUUAUGGCUCUGACGCCUGGGAAGGGCCAUAGUAUUGCUCUUGCGCCAAUGCCCUCAAGACCUCGUUCGGAAUCACAGAACGGAGUCGACGCAGAGGGCCAAGGGAACCGCGAAGAACAGCUCAUUGACCCAGAGUCAGUUGUUGACCUCAGGUUUGAAGAGCACCGUGUCCUCGUUUGUACGACCUUUGUUGGUGAUGCUAGCCCAGAUAUGUCCUUUUUCUCACAAUGGCUACAAAGCACGCCGCCUCUGGGCGAUAAAAUCGCCGUGGAAGGCAUGUUCCUUGGACCGCCCACAAUGCUCCUUAUCUCCAUGCCCCAUUCCAUCUGGAACGUGGUACAGCACGACAAAGUUUGUUGUUCUUCUGGUAUUAAGCCUUCCGCAAGAGCAGUUGAAGAUGGCCGAAUUCUCCUGGAGGCAAGGGAUCACGCAUAUGGAACGCCCGCACGCGUUCGGCGAGAUGAGGGUCACGACAUCUCGUUCCAUUCCCCGGCCGUGAGGGGAACCCCCAACUCCGUAGAGCGAAACGAGCAUCUUCCACAAACGAGUCCUUCAGCCUCAUCGUAUGCGAAUCCAGCAGGUGGACAUGGCAAGCCCAAAGACGAAGUGGAGGACUCUGCGGAGAUGCAGGAAGCUGCUGAGCAGUUGAAGGCCUUGAGCCAUGUUCGACAUCGCAGCGACGAGACCCAAAAUAUCAACAGGCCGCGCACGAUUCUUCCUGACGGGAUGCCUGAAAUAAGGCCUGAAGGCGAGCCUGAGGAGCAUGGUAACGAAGAUCCCUUGGCAACACUUCGCAAUGCCAACUCGGCAGCCAAGCCACCACGGCGGUCUCUCCCUAAGCAGGACACGCGUUGCAACCACUGCAGUCACGCUCCUUUCAAGGAUUCAUCUUCAUUGAGAAAACAUAUUGCCGCAGCCCAUACCAGGCCGUUCCCAUGUGCGUUUUCAUUCGCUGGAUGUACUAGCACUUUUGGAUCCAAGAACGAAUGGAAGCGACAUAUCGCAUCCCAACAUCUGUGUCUGCAGUACUAUCGCUGUUCAUCCUGCCCUCAGAGCACAGCCGAGGGCAAGGGCAACGAGUUCAAUCGCAAAGACCUGUUCACUCAACACUUGCGACGCAUGCAUGCACCCUUUCAGAUCAAGAGAGCGAUUGCUAAGGGCGAUAGUAAACUGCAAUCUGAGUGGGAUACGCAUGUGAAGGACAUGCAAGUGUCGUGCCUGGUUCAGCGUCGGUUACCCCCGCAGCGCUCAGCAUGUCCGAAGCAAGGCUGCCAGAGCAUUUUCGAAGGCCCAUCGUCCUGGGACGAGUGGACUGAGCAUGUCGGUCGGCACAUGGAGAAGGGCGAAGGUGGCAAGCUUGGAGUCGAUGGCCUUCUAGCCCAGUGGGCACUGGAUGAGGGUAUCAUUGAGCGCAAGCCUGAUGGCGAGUACCGGUUGUCAGCAAGCAACGGUAUGGGAGGCGGUGGGGCUACUACGAGCGGCAGCAGCGCAGCUGCUCCCCCUGUCUUUGAACAGAAAGAGUCGACUAUGACAUCGACAUCGACACUUGAGCCCUCACAGCCGGCGGAAGACUCCUUGAUCAUGGACACGAAGCCUUCAGAAGACAGGAUGGAGGUUGACACUCCAGAGUGA
Fusarium musae is the source of this 2490-nucleotide messenger RNA. RefSeq lists its product as uncharacterized. Lineage: Eukaryota; Fungi; Ascomycota; Sordariomycetes; Hypocreales; Nectriaceae. The coding region runs from base 1 to 2490 and encodes 829 amino acids. The record is from RefSeq and is a predicted model, not a curated record. Gene Ontology annotation, molecular function: DNA-binding transcription factor activity. The transcript has 4 exons.